GCUGCCUCGCGCGCGCCCGCGGGUGCCCGUGGCCUCCCGAGGGGAAGGUGCAUGUUUAGCAUGUUAACAUGAGCUGGAGAGGAUUGAAUGAAUCAUCACUUCCAUGGAAUAAAAGCUAGUGAAUCAUCAUCACACAUGCACAUGACGAGGAACUGAUCAAAGCUCCAAACAGAAGAUAAACUUAAAAUCAGAAGAAAGUCACAUACACUACAAAGAAAUUGGGAAACGAUUGUGGAAUAGAAGCUAGAGUACAAGGUAUGAAAAUGGCUCACCUGACGCUGGCGCGGGAGUUAGGAGCCCUGUCCCUGUGAGACCGCCAGAAUUUCGAUCCAAUGCUUGGGGAAGUCCGGUCGCACGCAGCAGCAGAGCAGCUCUUGUGAACUGCAGGCGUCUGCACCUCUCGGAUUUGCUACUCGGGCCCGGAGCACUCUGUCAGCAUUCCCUACCCCACGAAUGGCUACUCAGAGGAAGCACUUGGUGAAAGAUUUCAAUCCUCAUAUCACCUGCUAUAUCUGUAAAGGUUAUCUUAUCAAGCCAACUACAGUAACUGAGUGCCUCCAUACAUUUUGUAAGACUUGUAUUGUUCAGCACUUCGAAGACAGCAAUGACUGUCCCAGGUGUGGCAACCAAGUUCAUGAGACCAAUCCGCUAGAAAUGUUACGGCUGGAUAACACCUUAGAGGAAAUCAUAUUUAAGCUGGUGCCUGGACUGCGAGAACAGGAACUGCAGCGAGAGAUCGAAUUUUGGAAAAAAAACAAACCUCAAGAAAAUGGACAAGAUGAAAGUCCAAAAGCUGAUAAGCCCAAAGUCGAUGAGGAAGGUGAUGAAAAUGAAGAAGAUAAAGACUAUCACCGGAGUGACCCACAGAUUGCUAUCUGCCUUGACUGUUUACGCAACAAUGGGCAGUCAGGGGAUAAUGUAGUAAAAGGUUUAAUGAAGAAAUUUAUCCGCUGUUCCACUCGAGUGACCGUGGGAACUAUCAAAAAGUUUCUCAGCUUAAAAUUAAAACUUCCAAGUUCUUACGAGCUGGAUGUACUAUGCAAUGGAGAAAUCAUGGGGAAGGAUCAUACAAUGGAAUUCAUCUAUAUGACAAGAUGGAGACUAAGAGGCGAAAAUUUUCGGUGUCAGAACUGCUCAUCUUCGCAAGUCUGCUCGCAGGAUGGCACUUUUUAUCAGUCUUACCCUAUGGUUCUUCAGUAUCGACCUAGAAUUGACUUCGGUUAGACCAAAGGGCCAGAUCCCACUGAGAUGAAUCCUGCACUAUUUGUUUACCCAUCGACAGAUUGCACAAUGAAUGGAUGUGCCUGGAUUAGGGGGACACAACCAGAUUUUCAGCAUGCAAAUAAGGACAUUGUCUUUCUUAAAAUUGUCGCUUGCAUCUUUGUUGUUUCUAUUAGAGCAAGCCAAGUGCCAUUCUGCUACUGAAACGUGCAUAAGCUAUCUGUGUAUCUUAAAAGUGUGCUGCAAGUCAUAGCCAAAAUCAUGAAGUGUACAGUCAAGAUUCAGAACCUAUGAAAUAUUUUCGCCUGUGUAUUAGAAAAAUUUUCUGGUCCUAAUAUUAAUUACACUAGCAAAAUGGCAGAGUGCUCAUUCCAUGUGGUGUUGCGAUUUUCACAUACUUACUAUUUUACUGAAUAUUGUUGUUUAUAUCACAGAGUACUGUACAAAUAGCUAAGGAUUAUACCUUGAAAAUAUUUUGUAUAGAAAAUAUAUUUAGAAAAGUGAUUGGUGACCACAUCCAUGUGGUGAUUGGGCCACUAUCUUUUUCUUGAUAAAAUUCUCAUGGGUCCAGGUAUAGCUCACUCAUGAGUGUGCAAAAGUCCUUUUGCAGUGAAUAAAGAUCACCCUUAACAAGAGAUGUAUAAUAUGGUAAUUCCAAAAAGUAAUUUAAAAUUCUUUAAAUAGAUUCUGCCAAUAUCACGUAAAAGCAUCACAGCCUUUGUGAUUGCAUUUUUCUAUGAUUUCCAUAAAGACUAGAAUUUGAGAUGCAGCUAAAUGUGGAAUAUGGCUUCUGGUCAGAUUAUCCUUCUUCCAACAAAGCCUUUGUAAAAAUGAAUUUGAAAAUUAUUUAAAUGGCUCUAAGACAAAUUUCACUAUAAAAUCACAGCCAGGACAGAAUUUAUAUGUAAUUACUGCUUUUCAUAGUAAGCAUUUCCCUUUAAGACUGCAUGGAGGUAAACAAUAUGUUAAGAAAAAACUAACGUAUUCCAAAACCUAUAGCUUUAAUUACGUUAUAGAUCUCUUGUGACUAUCUGGAGUUUGGAAUUAAUUGUAGAGUUUUUCAUUAGUUAAAGUCAUAUCAUAAAGCCAGUACCAUAAAAUUAGAGGUAAUGCAAUACUGAAGAUAAGCAGUUUGACCAAAAUAGUUGUUCAGGUCAUUUUUUUUUUUUUCCGAAGACCUGGUAGUGCUGGAUAAACAGGUGAUUGUUGCCUUAGGUAUUGCAAAUAUAAUGGUUCUAGCAUAAAGUGUUUAUUGAGGUUUCUGGUAAUGUUGCAGGGAGCAUAAUAAUGCGUAUGUUUUCUGUAGUCUUCCAUUGUCUCUGCUCUGUUUAAAAGUCAAAUGAUUUUUUUUUUUUUUUUACUUUAAAUUCUGUGGAGAUAAUUAUAGUUCAGUACUUUUAUGUAUUUUCUACUUAAUACACACCUACUGAUAUUGUAGAUAACUAUUUACUUUCUUAUGCCUUUUGCAUACAACAAAAAGGAACCAAAUCAGCUUUUCAAAAGCUACUCUACAGAGAACUAAUCAUAUUUAGGUAAGACAAAGUGAAAAUUCUAAGUUGAAAACCUGGGAUCAAAGUAUAAAAGAUAAAAUGCAAGGCUGUACUCCUUUGUAAGUUUAUGUUCAUGUACAUGAGUAUGUUUCAGUAGGAGAAACAAGCAUGUUGUGGAUAAAAUCUGGCCCCUUUAAUGUUAGUGAGAGUUCUAACAUUGACUUUAGGAAUCCAUGUGUAGUUGGGUUAAAUCCUACCAUUGCACUCCAAAGCCCACAUGACAUGCAGAAGUAAAGAUGCUGUCAGUAGCAGCCUGUUUAGGAAACCUGCCAUUGCAGGUCAAAGUUGCACAUAUUGUGCACACACCAGUGAACCUGGGGAAACAAAAUGUGUAGGAAGCUGCUGUUUCUGCCUUUCUGCAGGCAUAAGGUGCUGGCUGGUAUAGGCACUUAAUUGCCCACGCUGUUGAUGGGAAUGGGUGCGCAUGCUGGCUACAGGAAGUGGUCACCUUUACGCCCACCUAUUCUGUGAUGUGCUACUGGACAGAAACAACAAGAUACUUCAUGAAGGGAGGGCCAGUCUCUGCAUAGUUUCUGGAGAGCAGAUCCUUUACAAGCAAGGAGGUCAUCCCCAUGGAGCAGCUUGUGAGAUCUAAUACGUUCUAAUACGUUCUAAUUGUGAAUCAUUGUUGUCUUUAUUAUACACAAGUGUUUUAUACAGUAGAAAUAGAAUAUUAUUUGUAAAUAUUUACAUGCACAUGCAAAUGACACCUUACAAUUUUUAUAUUUCGCAUGUUUUUAUACCAGAAUUUUCACUGUAGCGCCACUUAACAUAAAAGGCCUGUUUCAGUUUAUCACAAAACCAGUGAUAGUACUCUUUAGCAUAAUUUCUGCUUGGUUCAGGGGACAAUUUUUUUUUUUCUCGACAAUUGCAUUUGCUAUUUCAACAAAUUUGAACAGACUUGUUUUAAGAAAGGAAGAACAACAUGUAUUAUUUUUAAUCUAUUUUCACUUAUCUUACAUAAAAGUUUGCACCCACUUAACAAGACAACUGAAAUUUGACUAUUUUCUAUUGGUUUCUGAAUGACAACCAAUAGAAGGUUUGCAUGGUUAAUGACUUUCUGCAUUCCCAGUUCAGAGAGACAUUAAUUUGGGUUGAUCAGAAUUGGUAACUGUUUUAACUCAUGGUGUCUUCUUGAUCCAACUUAAAGCUAGAUUUCAGAAGGCAGAUCUUCAUUUUAAGCACAGAAAAUACCGACAGAUAUAGUUGCAUGUUUCCAGCUGAGAAUCAUGGCCUUAAAUGCUUUUAAAUGCGUAUGAUCUAGCCACCUACACCUUUUAUCUUUCUGGUUUGAUGGCACAGUGCUUAAGUGCUGUUCUAGUUUAAUGGUUUUCAUAGCAGUGAAGUGCCAGUGAUACACGUAUCUUAACUAGGCAGCUUGUAUAACACAGGCAUUGCUUCUUUUACAGUAAAUUUCUCUUCCAUGUAGUAUAUAUGUGCCAUAUGUCUAUAGAUAUGCAUAUUUGAUUGUCCCUGUUGAUUCAUUUGUGCCAAUUAAAAAUAACUGAACUGCAUAGGAAUAUAAGAAUGCAAGUACAGAUUCCAGUUUGCCAAAGAUGAGAUAAAGUGAAGUGAGUACCUAAGCAUUCCAUUAAAACUGCACUGUAUGUCCUCAUAGAGCAGGAGGUUACUCUCUGCAGUCACACUUUCUCAAUAUUUCCGUGACAAAGUGUCACCGCUACAUAGUAAGUAAAGAAUUGGAACGUAAAAUAAGUAUUGCUACAGCUGUUUUUCUGUAGCUUUCCCAUUUGGCAGUACCUAGCUGCAGAGGUAUUAGACCAAAAAGUUCUACACUGCUACUUAAGCAUGCAGUCUCUUAUUCAGCAGAUUUAGUGCUUUAAAAAAAAAAAAAAAAAAAAAAAAACCUAUAAGCCAAUAAUUUGUAUCUAAUUUUAACUCUGGGGUAACCCAUUAGUGAAAGUUGUAUGCAACCUUUUGUUGAGCAUAGCUAUAUGUUGCAUUUCUGUAGUAACAAACUGUAAGCUAGAAUUUACAAGUGAGAUCUUUUAAAAGCUGAAAUGAAUUAUGUAAUCAAGAAAUGUAUCUCCCAUCAUGUAUUAUUACAUUGCUACUAGCUAAGGGCUUAGUCCUAUAAAAAUACGUGUAUUUGAGUGAAAUACCAACUAAGAUUACCAUAAUAAUCUAAAGGACUCAGCAUCACAGUAGGGAUUGUUCACAAGAAUGCUUCUGGGAUUUGGGCCCUAGCAGUAUGCAACACUAUUACUAUAAUGUGCAUAGUAAGCUAGCUUGCAGUUCAUAUGCCAAAAAAAAAAAAAAAAAAAAUCCUUUUCUGAAGAAUACUAUUUUGGCUUUACUGAAAACAUUAUAUAAAGCAAAGUGCCUGAUUGUUAAUACAGAAUACCUUUUAAACCCGUUAUUUGCAUCUAGUAGGUAAUAUUUCCUUCUGUUUUUUAUCAAUGGUCUUAAUAUUUUCAGCAAGAAUAUUUGAAAACCAUUCUGUAUUGAGAAGCAAUCUUUCAUAUGAAACAAACAGAAAAAGAAAUGUGGUUAGAUUACAUAAAACUGAAGAAACAUAUCUCAGUGCAAACUAUAUGAUGAUAAUGAAUUUUAUAUUGAGAUGAUGUCUUUUUUUUUUUCUUCAUGAGGUAACCAUGAAUUCUGAAUCUUUUCUUUCUGGGCUCUAAAAAUUUGGCUCUACUUUCCUCUGCAGUUAAUAGAAGUAGUUCCAGUGAUCUCAUUCCUUAUAGACAUAGGCUAGGCUCUCAUUCUCCAGCACUGAGUGAUGGUCCAGAGUACCCUUCUCAUCUCACCUCAUCUCCUCUCUUUCACAUGUAAUUGUUAGACCUGACUUUGGAGAAGGAAAAACUGUUUACUUCUCUCACAUAUUGUAUAUUUCUAAAUAUUUCUAAAAUACUUCUAUUCAUAUUUUAAAAUAUCAAGAUAGGCCAGUGUUUAGUUGUUUAAUUCACUGAAUUGUGUUGUUAAAUUUGUUUUUCAUUCCCAUAUCACUGAAGAUACCAAGAAGCAUUCAUGAGGGGCAGGGAGACAUUUGCAACAAUAGCAUCUAGCUCAGCCAGGUGCCAAGUCUGGUAGAAAUUCUAGAAAACACAUGAUUGUUCAAAGCCAGUCUUCAGUCUCAAAAUGUUUGAGCCUUGUGUACAAAAGGGCUAGAUAAAAUCCUGGUCAGUUGUGUGAACUAAUCAAACUCGUUUUUAACAUGGAAAAGACCAAAGGCAGUUAAGACUCUCAUUCCUACUCACAGCAAAUAUAUUAACUUCAUAGAGGUGCUUAAAUCAAGAACUUGGUCCAACUUCUUCACAUCACUUAGGUUGAAGGCAUCAGUUCAGUUCCAUCAAAUAAUGAGGCAUCAGUUCAAUUCCAUCAAAUAAUGUAUUUAGCAGGCAGGGUAUUCCCUCUCUAAUUUUACCUUAUUCUACCUUAUUUUAUUAUUUACAUCAGUUCAAAGAUUUAUUCAGGCUCCCUGUGCCCUGUAAUUGUAGGCUCUUAUAAAGCCUUUGUGCCCUUCUACCACCCUCUUUUCAUGCCCAGCAUAUAGAAACAUCACAUAGUUGUAAAGGGGAAAUUGUACAUGAGGUAGCAGAUCAUAGGUUGGAUAGCUGGGCAAUCCAGAAAAGGGACAGCUGAACUUGUCUCCCAUAAUAAUGGUUUUCAGAUCUAAUUUUAUAUUUGCUUUUUAAAAGAAGAUUAGAAUUAAGCAUUUUCAAGAAAAUGGAGAGUUAGAAAAGAUUCACGUGAUCAUUUACCUACCCUUUCAAAGGGUUGUUCACUUAGGUAGAGCCUUAACAACAUUAGAAAAGAUCAGGUCACAUGUGUCCCGUAAGUCUUGAGCAACCCAGAAGUCUUGUAAUAUAGGAAUAGUUUCACAGGCAAGACUGAACACAGUGGAGAUUCUGCAGGCUGUUAACAAUGUGUAUAGAAGAAAGAAAGAAAAAGAUCCCAAAAUGCUGACUUUUAGGACAGGACCUUUUAGAACAGGAAGCACACUUCAACCAAUUCCAAGGAAAGUACCAGAGCAUCAGUUUCCUAGACAUGAGAACAAGGAGGUGACACUCUGGAACAGUGGUGCUUGUCUUAGAACACCACAGAUGGCAUCAUGACCAUGACAUCUAUAAAUAGACAUUAGAAAGUUAACGCUUAACACGCAAGUAAUUUGUAUUUUCUUUUGGGAUUAAGCUAAUCUGUCCUGGAUUUCAGCAAAAUUUUCAUGGUUCUGCGUGUUGAAUCCUUUAUGGCCAAUUUGAACAAAGUAAUGCUUCCACAAGGUGUUCAGCUCAAGAUACUUGUUUAAGGCGGGAUUGCAAUCUACUGGAGCGUCUUCCAGGAUGGACACGAGAGGACUGAUUCACCCUAAAGGAAGUGUGAAAAGCUUCCAUCUGCUAGACUCAUCUACCGCUAGUCUUACGAAGUUCUGAAAGUUUGGCCAUCAGACCUCAGCUUUUGUAGGAACGUCCUCUAAAAGAUGAUCUUAUAAUAAUUCUUUAUAAAUAGUUUUGUUUUUUUUUUCUUGUUUUAAAAUGACUACACUGCCUACGUUAUAGAUCAGGAGAAAACCUUCAUAUUCUAGAACAGGAAAUAGAUUAUCUAAUUAAUGAAUUCCUAACUGAGAGAUGCUUUCUCCCAAGGUAUGCACCAGAAAUCCUAUAGUGACUUCUUCUGAAUUCAAGUAGCUUGCUAAUACAGUUGAUAUGGACAUUAUUUCCUUCUUUAGUAAGCAGUUUAAUAUAUCCAUGCAGUUCUGGAGUGUGAAGUGGAAGAACUGUAUAGAGUAAUAGAAGAGUCCAGGCUACUACUUGUACUUGCAGAGAAAGACCCAGUUCUGUAGACUUGGGAUGGAGGAGACGUUCUGGAAUGAGAGAUGUCUAGAGGUGGAAGUUCUUGUAAUUUUAACCAAAGAGAGGCAUUAGUUUGAAUUUGCAUGUUGAUCUGAACCAUUAAACAUUCUUUUCUUUGAAGUAACUUUUAUGCGUGUUUUUUUAGCAAAUGUUUCUAACAAGGUUUAACAGUAUGUGACGGAUAACAGGAUGAGGUGGACAUACGUAGCUGUUGUGUAUUUUCCUUUUUCUUCACAAAGAUGAGUGGAAGGCAAAGUAAGAGUUAAGAGUUUGGUUGCUAUGUAAUAUAUAAAAUUGCUGCAACAGUAAAACAUUUGUGCUGCUAGAUAACAUACUGAGGUUUGUAUUACAAAUGAAGUUGUAAUAAAGAUGUUUAUUAUCAAAGUGCGAGGCACAUAUUUUAUGAUGGUAUUCUAUUCCUAAAAUAGUGUUUUGUAUUAUAGCGUAUUGAGUAAAGUAGAUGUUGUUGUCUGAUGAAUUUUGAUGUGGUAAAAUGAAACAUGCUCCCUUUUUACUGAAAAAUAUAACAUACUAACUGACUUAAAAUUACUAUUUCUUUGUUGUCAGAUAUUUAGUUUGUUCAUAAAAAAAACAAUUUUUUUUUCUAAAAAUAAACUAUUUUUGUGGAUAAUUUGAUUGCCUAAUAGUUUUAAGGGACUUCUUUAAUACCAAAGGUAAGCCACCCAGAAACUGACUUGGAAUAAGGCAUUGACACUCUCCUGGAGUGCAGUGGCCCAGAGUUACACCUGGAAUCGGUCAAGCAGAAGUUCCUGGUAGUAGCUGUAUAUGUCACCGAACUAAAGGGUUAGGCACACCUAGCAGUUUCCAAACCAAACUAGAUUAAAAAGAAAAGAAACAAGACUAGCGUAAGGGUUGAGCUAACAGGUACAGAGUAGGUCUUUGAAUCACAGCUGAUGUCCUUAAAAAGGAAAAGCACAAAGGCUUGCAUUACUGAUGUGUCUGCUAUACCUGGCCUGUGAUGUAAUACUUCAGUGUGCUGUCAAUCCUGUAGACCUUCAAAGCACAAAAUAUUCACCAAGCUACUUUUGGAUUUUCUAGUUGUAGUUCAGUGAUAUUUUGGGGGUGGAAAGGACAGACUUGGAGGAUUAUGAGAAGAUAUUAAGUAUGUUUUACAGAUUUUUAUAGUUAUUUUUUUAGCAAAUGGUGUUGCUGUCCAAGGUGUCAGACAGAUUAGCAAAAAGUCAAUUAUUUUACUUGUUGUGCAGUAUAAAAUAGAAAGUAUAAUGAAAUCUGGUAAAUAUCUUGAUUUCUAUUUCCAGUAUGGUGAUUAAACUGGAAAGUAGUAGGACAAUUUAAUCAUUUAGCUGGCUCUGAAAUACUUUAUUCUAAAAAAUUACUGAUCUUAAUUUUUUUUCUCAAAUAUGAGCUUCUUAGAAUAAACAUUAAGCAAUGCUUACUUUUUUCCCAUAUUACAGGCUUAACUGUUGAAAGGAAAAUACUUUUAAUUAAUGCAAAGCCUGAUUUUUUUGGAUGUUCUGGGCUACUGAAUAGAUGAUACAGAGUUACUCUAAGUGGGUUUUUUUGGAUGGGGGCCUAAGUGUCCUUAUAUAAGCUGUGAUCCAAGUUAUGAUAACAAAGGAGCCUAUGGUGAGCAGUGAUAAUGUUCUGAUGCUUCCUUGCAUUUGAUCAGUAGCUAUCAGUUUUUAAUGUAACAGCCCUCACAGUACUCUAGGAGCGCAUAGGACAUGUUGUGAUGUUAAGUUGCUAAUUUGUUUUAAAAUAUAAAAUGUUUUAAGCUUUUUGUCAAAAGUGAUAACAUCAUAUUACAAAUAAACCUUUUUGUGGUUGUAAAAUUUAGCUUAUAAAUCAUUCAAAUUGAAGUGAAAAAAAAACACAGGUCAUUGUUAAUGACAGUCUAUCCUAUUAAGAAUAUAUGUAUUUUUGUAAAGGAAAAGCACUUGUAGAUAUGUAAUCAGUCCAAUAUCUAUCUAUGUCAAUGUUUUGAAAAAAACAAAAUGCUGCUUAGAGAAUCACAUAUUUUUAUUUUUGUGCUCAAAAGCAUUUUCUCUUGGUUUAUGGAAUGUUUAUUCUGUAUGAAGCUAUAUAGUUAGUACAGCUGGGCUAAAUGCAUUUCUUACCUGAGCUUAAUCAAGUGUAUCUGACUUUGCUAUUACAUUUCCUGGCCGAUCAGAAACCUGAUUUCAAAACAUAGAUUGGUGGUGCUGUUUUUCAUCUUUGAUAUUAGCUUCAUCCUGCCUUAUAACAUUUCUACUUCAUAGUACUUGCCAUAAAAAAUACUAGUAAUUUUUUUGUGAAGUUUGUACUUUAAUGGAUGUUCUAAAGUAUGUUUAGUUACUCAUUUUCAUCUCAGCAUAUCUAUAAAAUUUUUAUAAAAUGUUGGCAAAGUUUUAUUUAGACUAUUUAAAAAACCAAGUCCCCCCAGACAAAAAGUUAUGCCAGAUUAGUCAAGUUUAGUACUCCCAAAUAACCUACUGCUGGGCACGUGCAUGGAAUAUGAUUGCCUUACUAAAGUUUUCGUUAAAUGAGCAUUUGUACAAAGAGUUUCUUUAAUUCUGAAUAACUCAUUUCUUGUAAUAUUUUGAGGCUAUUUGAAUGUCAUCCUUCCUGUAAUUUGACUCAACACAAUGAAUUAACAUGUUUUUGAAAAAAACAGUAAAACAGAAUUAUGUUGAUGUACUAGCAAAGUGUGAUGGCCAAAUUUGUUUCUAGUUGCUCAUGUAUAAUACUCUUUACUUCAGUGAGAUUCUAGGGGGCUCUAUUGAGAGGGCCUAAUGCUAAGUUAAUGUUAAAUUCAGACUGAUCUCAGUGAAGUUAAUUUGCUUAAUUAUCCGUAUAAGUAAGACUUGAAAUGAGCUAGAGUUCCCACUUCGUCGCCGAGUUUCAUUUCAUAUGUGACUUUUUCAAUCUCUUACUGUUAUUUAAAUUUAACCUUAUUGUAAUAAUCUUACAUAUUUUGAAACCUUUGAAUGUCUAUACUAGCAGUAGAUUCAGUGUUAUAAGGUCAGCUGAGAAAAUACUUGCAUAACUGUCAGAUAGAGAAUUUCACUCAGACUAUGAAUCCUUGUAAUGCCACCAUCUCAUUAAUAUGCAUGCUUUUCAAAGAUCUUUAAGUGAUCAAUUUUUAAUAUGUUUAAUUAUUUGAAUAUUGUACAUUCUUAAAAUGUUUUCUUAGAGGUAAUUUAUUUAUGAAUUCAUUGGGAGCUUAACAUCUUGGGGUCCACAAAGUAGCAUUUAAAAACUUAAAUCCAUUUGAGCUGUAACUACAACAUACAGAUUUGUAUUUUUUUAAAGAACCAAAUAUGAUCUGUUUUGAAGUGUUUGAACAAGCACUGUAAAUUCCACCUAGUUCUGCUAAAGGAUUAUAUUUUUCCAUCUUUGUUAAAAUUCUUAAAAGUUGAGUGUGGCCCUGGAAAAAAUGAAACCUGUGACUGAGUUAGCACUAGUGAGCAGUUCUACAGUUAGGUCAGUGAAGUGCCGGUAUUAGUUUUCAUUUUGGCAAAACCCCUUGAUACUGCAUUUUGGUGCAAAUUGAAGUGAGCCUGUUUGAAGUUGCAUCUGUAUCUGUAAACAAGAUUUAUUUUAGAACACUAGCUUGUGUGAACCCUGUAAAUGGACCUUCUAAUAUCUUGUGUACUAAAUAUGUUUGAUAUGUAAUGAUAUUUCUAAUUAUUUAACAAUCUCUGUGGUUCAGUAACAGUGAUGUUAAAUUGAGUGCUUCAUACUAAUGUCAAGAAUGUUCACAGCACCUUUAUAACUGCUGAUAAGAAGUUACAGUUUGUUAUGAUCCAUAUGCUACAAGAUGCCUCUAGCCCAGUUGGAUUAAUCCUAUGAAUCUAGAUGAGCAAGAAGUAUAACUAAUCUGCUUACUAGCACUGAAAUGCUCCUUUCUCAAAGCAAUAAAUAUAUUCAUGUUGUAACAUCUGUUGUGCAGCCUACAAUACAAGUUGUUUUGUUGCAUUGUUUCUAUAUAAUUUAUUUUGUGCAAUAAAAAUAUCUCUGGUUU
Molecule: messenger RNA, 11570 nt
Organism: Rhea pennata
Lineage: Eukaryota; Metazoa; Chordata; Aves; Rheiformes; Rheidae
Gene: PCGF5
Product: polycomb group ring finger 5
Exons: 12
Coding region: 454-1224 (256 amino acids)
Biological process (GO): regulation of transcription by RNA polymerase II
Cellular component (GO): PRC1 complex
Source: RefSeq, a predicted model, not a curated record